GUUAAUUAGGAAUUGUGUGGAGAAGCAAAAGAAGACAACAAACAAAAGGGCAAUUAAAGAAAGCAGCAAGUAAACAAAAGAAAAAUAAAUAAAUAAAAUAAAAAGAAAGAAAGAAAGAUCACGUGAAAGGGGUACAAAAGUAAGUAAGCAACAUCAAACAAGUCAGGAAAAGGAAAGCUGAAAAGAUAGAAAUCUAUCUUGCUUUCAUGAUAACCGAGGCCUCCAAAGUAACUCCAUGUUUAUCUUCAACAACCUCUUCAAAAUUCAAGCAGAAACAAGAAGAUGAUGAUUUAUCCCAAUUAAAGAUUCUAUCUUUUCAUACCCGGAAAACGUAGGUUAUUUUUUUGGGCUUAUAAAAAAAGCCCCAAUUAGCUCUUCAGAAACGCACAAGUUUUACUACGGAGCUUUCAUCGGGAACUUGUGAGGCUUGGUGAAGUACGAUUGAUCUAAAUUUGAUAGACUAAGCGAUACCGGAAGGUGAAGGGACAACUUAACGACAACAAUCUAGCGGCGGCCGUUUGAUUGUGGCUUAGUGUAUGAACGCGUAUGAUCCAGAAGCAAGACUUCAGCGCAUAAGAGCAUACAUAGGCUUCCUAAACGAGGCUGAACCAGAGAAGCUGCUUCACAUUUUCAGUGCUGAACCAACACUUGAAAUAGAAGAUCCAUUACCGAUUGAAUACAAGAGCAUGGCAGAGCGAACAUUGAAGGAACAGGGAGCCCCAAGAACAGGAGAAGAUCCUCUUUGCAUUGUCUUUCUAGAGCUAGAGAAUCCUCUAAAGCUGAAUUCAGGUUUCCUUAAUCUUCUCCCUAAAUUAUAUGGGAAUGCAGGUGAGAAUCCUUAUAGACACUUAAAAGAAUUUAAGGUUGUAUGCUCUUCCAUGAAUCUUGAAGGCAUAGAACAAGAACAUAUUAGAUUGCAUGCUUUUCCUUUUUCUUUGCAAGAUCCUGCUAAAGAGCGGCUAUAUGAGCAACUUUCACCUAGUUCUAUUAAUUCUUUGGCAGAAAUGAAAAAAGUUUUUCUUGAAAGAUUCUUUCCUGCGAGUCGUAUUGGUUCUAUUAGAAAGGAAAUUUGUGGAAUUAGGCAAAAUAAUAACGAUUCUUCAUAUGAGUAUUGGCAACGUUUUAACAGACUUUGUUCAUCUUGUCCACAACACCAAAUAAGUGAGCAACUGCUAAUUCAAUAUUUUUAUGAGGGGUUUUUACCUAAUGAGAGGGGUAUGAUAGAUGCAUCUAAUGGGGGGGGGGCAUUAGUAGAUAAAACACCAACUAAAGCUAGGAAGUUAAUUUCUAAUAUGGCUCAAAAUACUCAACAAUUUGGCACUAGAAAUGAUGGUAAAAGAGUUAAUGAUGUGGACUUAAGUGGAAUUAAAAGUCAAUUACAAGAAAAUGCUCAACAAAUUGCUAUUCUAACCACCUUAGUGUCUAAAAUUGUUCCUGGCAAUGAGUCUACAGCUAAAGUAUGUGGUGUUUUGUUCUGAUUUUUCUCAUGCUACUGAUGAAUGUCCUUCUUUACAAAGUGAAGAUGUCAAUGCUUUAAAUAAUUUUCCUGGUCAAUCUCAGAGGAAAUACAACCCUUUUCUAAUAUUUAUAAUGAAGGUUGGCGUGACAUCCUAACCUUAGGUAUGGAACUAGACCACCAUUUUCUCAAUCUAAUCAAACUAGGCCAUUUGUUCAACAUAAUUCACAACAACAAUCUGGUUCAUCAUUAGAGGAUUUAGUGAAACAACUGACUACCCAAAUUGGACAAGUUCAUAGUCAAGGUGUCCAAUAUCAAAAGAAAACUGACACUCGCCUACAUCACAUAGAUACUCAAAUAGGUCAAAUUAGCACUUUUCUUAGUAAUUUGGAAUCUCAACUUUUGAAUAGGCUCCCCUCUCAAAAACUUUCCAAUCCAAAUGAACAUGCUAAAGCUGUAACACUUAGGAGCGGUAAGGAGUUAAAGGAACCUAAAAUAAAGAAUAGAUAAUUAGAGAAAAAGGUAGAAGUCAGACCUAAGGAUGUAGUUUGUGAAAGUAAGGAAAAUCAUGAUAAAGGGAGUGAGAAAGAACCUAUAGGGAAGGGUAAUUCUGAUGUGAACUUUGAUGUACCCCCUUUCCCCUCUCGAUUUGCUAAAGCUAAGAAAGAAGCCCUUGACAAUGAAAUACUUGAAACAUUUAGGAAAGUUGAAGUGAAUAUCCCUCUUCUUGAUGCUAUUAAACAGAUACCUAGGUAUGCUAAGUUUCUAAAAGGGCUCUUUACUAACAAAAGGAACUUUAAGCCUUGUGAAAAGGUAAGAAUGGAUGAGAACAUAUCUGUUGUGAUUCAAAAGAAACGUCCCCCAAAAUGUAAAAACCCUGGCAUGUUUUCUAUCCCAUGUAACAUUGGUAACUCAAAAUUUGAAAGAUGCAUGUUAGACUCAGGUGCCUCAAUUAAUGUCAUGCCUAAAUCUGUUUAUGAAACUUUGAAUAUGAGUCCUUUGUCUGAAACUAAUGUUGUUAUCCAAUUAGCUGAUAGAUCUAAUGCAUUUCCUAUGGGAGUUUUGGAAGAUGUACUUGUUCAAGUGAAUGAACUAGUUUUUCCUGCUGAUUUUUAUGUGCUUGAUAUGGGUGAUAAAUCUGAUAGUGUUCCUUUAUUGUUGGGUAGACCUUUUCUAAAGACUUCCAAAACUAAAAUUGAUGUUCAUGAAGGUAAUUUGACUAUGGAAUUUGAUGGCAAAAUGAUUAAAGUCAACAUAUUUGAUGCUAUGAAAUACCCUAAUGAUAUCAGUAAUGUUAGUUCUAUAGAUUCAUUUGAUGCAUGUGAUUGGAUGGCUCAGGAUGUUUUUGAUGAGUGGUGUGAAAAUUUGUUUGAAAAUGGUGUUUUUGAUGAUUUUAAGGAAAUAGAGAGGAUUGAUUCUUUUGUGGCUUCUUCUAAUAAGUCAAAAUCUGAUAUAUCUGUUGAAUGUAAGUCGUGUUUGCCUUCUUCUGUACCUAAAUCGAUUCCUUCCAUUAUCAAAGCACCUGAAUUAGAGUUGAAGCCCCUUCCUUAUAAUUUGAAAUAUGCUUAUUUAGAUGAUAAUAAGACUUUGCCUGUCAUUAUCUCAAACUCUUUAAAUGAAUCUCAAGAAACAAAAUUGCUGACUAUACUUAAAGAGUACAAAGCAGCCCUAGGAUGGACUUUAGCAGACAUAAAAGGCAUUAGUUCUACCUUAUGCAUGCAUAGAAUUUAUCUUGAAAAGAAUGCUAAACCAACUAGAGAGGCUCAACGUAGAUUAAAUCCUUCAAUGAUGGAAGUAGUUAAAAAGGAGAUUCUAAAAUGGUUAGAUGCAGGAGUGAUAUAUACUAUUUUCGAUUCUCAAUGGGUAAGUCCUAUACAUGUGGUUCCUAAAAAGAGUGGAAUAACAGUUGUCGAAAAUAAUAAGGGAGAAUUUGUCCCCACUAGAGUUUCUAAUGGAUGGAAAGUUUGUAUUGAGUAUUGGAAGCUUAAUCAAGCUACCAGAAAAGACCAUUUCCCUCUAUAGAUGUUAGAAAAACUUCCUGGACAAUCUUUCUUCUGUUUUCUAGAUGGUUAUUCAGGUUACACACAAGUACCCAUUGCCCCUGAAGAUCAAGAUAAAACCACUUUUACAUGUCCUUUUGGCACAUUUGCUUUUAGAAGAAUGCCUUUUGGUUUAUGUAAUGCUCUAGGAACUUUUCAGAGAUGUAUGAUGAUCAUAUUUUCUGAUUUGAUUGAACAAGAUAUGGAAGUGUUUAUGGAUGACUUUACUGUUUUUGGUGAUUCAUUUGAUAGAUGUCUUCAUGCUUUAACUCGUAUUCUGAAGAGAUGUGUUGAAACUAACCUUGUUUUGAAUUUUGAAAAGUGUCAUUUCAUGGUACAACAAGGUGUGGUUCUUGGUCAUAUUGUAAGCGCUAAAGGUUUAGAGGUAGAUAAACCUAAAAUUCAGGUAAUAAGUUCUUUGCCUUAUCCUAAAUUUGUUCAUGAAGUUAGAUCAUUUUUAGGACAUGCUGGUUUUUAUAGGCGCUUUAUAAUGAAUUUUUCAAAAAUUGCUUCACCUUUAUGUGCUUUGCUUGCUAAAGAUGCUGUUUUUGACUUUAAUGAUGAAUGUAAGAAAGCUUUUGAUGAUUUAAAAGCCAAGAUGACAAGUGCUCCUGUAAUUAGACCUCCUGAUUGGUCGUUACCUUUUGAAAUAAUGUGCGAUGCUAGUGAUAAAACCAUAGGAGUUGUGUUAGGUCAAAAGAAGGGUAAAGAGUUAUGUGAUACAUUAUUCUUUUAAAUCACUUGAUCCAGCCCAAUGCAAUUACACUGUGACUGAAAAAGAAAUGUAUGUUGUGAUAUUUGCUUUGGAAAAGUUUAGAUCUUAUUUGCUUGGUACUCAUGUGAUUGUUUAUUUUGAUCAUGCGACUCUUAAAUACUUGAUAAAUAAGAGUCACUCAAAACCUAAGUUGCUUAGGUGGAUGCUUCAGUUACAAGAUUUUGAUUUAGAAAUUAGGGAUAAAAAAGGUGUUGAAAAUCAAGUUACUGACCAUUUGAGUAGGAUUGUCCCUAGAGAAGAUUGGCCUAUGAUAAGUGAUUUUUUCCCCGAUGAACAAUUGCUUUCUUUAUAUCAUGUUGAAACUCCUUGGUAUGCCGAUAUGGUUAAUUACUUAGUAACUAGGACGUUUCCCCUUUUUCUAACUAAGGAUAAAAAGGAUAAAAUCAAAUCUGACUCUAAAUAUUAUCUUUGGGAUGAUCCAUAUUUGUGGAAGUUUUGUUUUUAUCAAAUGAUAAGGAGAUGUGUAGAGGACUCUGAAUUUUCUUCGGUGUUGAAUUUUUUUCAUUCUCUGGAAGUUGGUGGCCACUUUGGACCUCAACGAACUGCCCUUAAAGUAUUGCAAUGCGGUUUAUAUUGGCCUAUAGUAUUCAAAGAUGCUUACCUGUUUUGUGCAUCGUGCGAGCAAUGUCAGAAAUCAGGUAAUAUUUCUAAAAGAAAUGAAAUGCCUCAACAUGGAAUCAUAGUUUGUGGAAUAUUUGAUGUAUAGAGAAUCGAUUUUAUGGGGCCUUUUCCUUCCUCUUUUGGUAAUCUUUACAUUGUGCUAGCUGUAGAAUACGUUUCUAAAUGGGUGGAAGCUAAAGCCACCGUAACUGAUGAUGCAAAAGCUGUUGUAAAAUUUGUCAAAAGUCAUAUUUACAAUGGUUUUCCAAAAGCCAUAAAAAGUGAUAGGGGAACCCAUUUUUGCAACCAAACAUUUGGCCCUCUUCUUGCAAAGUAUCAUGUAACACAUAGAGUAGCCACUGCCUACCAUCCCUAAACUAAUGGGCUAGCUGAAGUUUCAAAUAGGGAAAUCAAAUCCAUCCUAGAAAAAAUGGUGAAUCCUAAUAGGAAAGAUUGGAGCCUUAGGUUAGAUGAUGCACUAUGGGCUUAUAGGACAGCUUACAAAACACCUAUAGGAAUGUUUCCAUAUCGCCUUGUCUUUGGUAAAGGAUGUCACUUACCAGUAGAGCUAGAACAUAAGUCUUAUUGGGCUGUGAAACAGUGUAAUAUGGAUUAUGAACUUGCAAGGAAGCAAAGAAAACUUAGUCUACAAGAGUUAGAGGAAAUCAGAAUAAAGGCUUAUGAAAAUGCUCAGAUUUAUAAGAACAAAACUAAGGCUUUUUAUGACAAAAGAAUUGUUAAGACUAAUUUCUCUGUGAGACAGAAAGUUCUUUUGUAUAAUGCUCGCCUUAAGCUAUUUCCUGGAAAGCUUCGGUCUAGAUGGCUGGGACCUGUUGUUAUUACUAACAUUUUUCCACAUGGUGCAGUUGAAAUAAAAAGUUUGGAAACUGAUAAAGAGUUCAAAGUAAAUGGUCACAGGUUAAAACCAUACUAUGAGUAUAGAUCUGCAGGGAUGAUUGAAGAAAUCGAGCUUCAAAUGGAAUGAUGACUGAAGUAGGUCGAGCUAACGACUCUAAACAGAAGCGCUACUCGGGAGGCAACCCAUGGAUGAAUUUUGUUUUUUACUUUACUGGUUUUUUUUUUAUUUUUUUAUUUAUUCAUUUAUUCUAUUUUUCAUAGUAUAAUGAUAAUUUUCUUUAUUUGAGGCUUAGUUUUUUUUUAUGUUGAUCACAGGCUGUUAUUUUCAUUUACUAGGCAUAUUACCUCUACCCAUUCUGGCAGCACACAAAAUUCUUCUGUUUUCAAGACUCAAGACCCAGAGAAGGAACACGUUUGCUACUGACUGUGAUUGUAAAAAAAAUUCCCACAGCUUCACCAAUAAUCUAAUAUAUAUAAAUAAAGUAGGCAUUUUUAGAGAGCAUUCGGCGCGCCACAUAAGCAAAGAUCUAAUUUAAUCAUAGAAUUAAAUUCGAGCAAAAUAAUUGGAAAUAAAAUCAAAGUACGAGUUUCUCGCCUGAUGAUCCUAUUAGAUGAGGAGAGAAUUAUAUUCGAGCAAAAAUCUGUAGAACAUCAAAGUACGAGUUUCUCGCCUAAUGAUCCUAUAGGAUGAGGAGGUAGCUUUAUAAAAUGAAGAUCCAAGAUGAUGAAGCGGCGUAGAAGCACAAUAGAUGAAUGUAGACCUGACCAAUGCAACAAUGAGACAGAAAGCAUCUCACAUGUUCAAACAACAGAACGUCUCAAGAAACCAGAUUUGUGUGGAGAAGCAAAAGAAGACAACAAACAAAAGGGCAAUUAAAGAAAGCAGCAAGUAAACAAAAGAAAAAAAAUAAAAAGAAAGAAAGAAAGAUCACGUGAAAGGGGUACAUAAGCAAGCAAGCAACAUCAAACAAGUCAGGAAAUGGAAAGUUAAAAAGAUAGAAAUCUAUCUUGCUUCCGUGAUAACCGAGGCCUCCAAAGUAAAUCCAUGUUUAUCUUCAACAACCUCUCUGAAAUUCAAGUAGAAACAAGAAGAUGAAGAUCUAUCCCAAUUCAAGAUUGUAUCUUUUCAUACCCGGAAAACAUAGGUUAUUUUUUUAGGCUUAUAAAAAAAGCCCCAAUUAGCUCUUCCGAAACACACAAGUUUUACUACGAAGCUUUCAUCGGGAAUUUGUGAGGCUUGGUGAAGUACGGUUGAUCCAAAUUUGAUAGACUGAGCGAUACCGGAAGGUGAAGGGACAACUUGACGGCAACAAUCUAGCGGCGACCGUUUGAUCGUGGCUUAGUUAUGAGUUCCCUUCACUCACUUUUAAACUCUUUCAAUUUUGCGAUUAAUCUUAUUGGUUAAACUGAGUACGAUGUAAUUUGUCUUCAAAUUUAUGAUUUUUUUUUUCUGUUUCACUGUUUAUAGGUUGAGUUAAACGAGUAUCAAUGCUUUGGUUUGUGCGUUUAAUUAAUUCACAUGAUCAUUUGUUCUUGCAUGUAUGUUUAAUUAA
Chenopodium quinoa (quinoa) is the source of this 7281-nucleotide messenger RNA. RefSeq lists its product as uncharacterized. The coding region runs from base 2276 to 3478 and encodes 400 amino acids. The record is from RefSeq and is a predicted model, not a curated record. Lineage: Eukaryota; Viridiplantae; Streptophyta; Magnoliopsida; Caryophyllales; Amaranthaceae. The transcript is spliced from 6 exons.